This is a messenger RNA of Chiloscyllium plagiosum (whitespotted bambooshark), 1542 nucleotides long. RefSeq names its product homeobox D3a (gene hoxd3a). NCBI's taxonomy places the organism in Eukaryota, Metazoa, Chordata, Chondrichthyes, Orectolobiformes, Hemiscylliidae. Gene Ontology annotation, cellular component: nucleus. The record is from RefSeq and is a predicted model, not a curated record. Gene Ontology annotation, molecular function: RNA polymerase II cis-regulatory region sequence-specific DNA binding; DNA-binding transcription factor activity, RNA polymerase II-specific. Gene Ontology annotation, biological process: embryonic skeletal system morphogenesis; anterior/posterior pattern specification; regulation of transcription by RNA polymerase II.
AACAAAGCCAGUGCCUUCUGGUCAAUCUGGACAGAUUCCAAGCCCAAGCCAAGCAAAAGCACACAGAAAAUUUCUGUGCGGACUGCUGCAGACUUGUGAUUGGUGGAAUAGUGUCACGUGAUCGAAAGUGUCAAUGCUCUUCGAUAAGGGUGUCAAGACCCUAUCAUUUCGAAAUAGCGAGAUGCAAAAAGCGACUUACUACGACAACUCCGGAAUAUUCGCCGGUUACUCCUACCAAAAGACUAAUGCAUACAGCUACAGUUCUAGCCACCAGGCCUACCCGCCAACUUCCGUUGAAAAUGAUUAUCAAAGCUCGACGUGCCCCAUUCAGACAUCUAGUGUCAGAGUCCCAAACCAUAAACCCACCGAUAUUAAUGGCAACUGUAUGAGAACAAGCGGCAGCCAGGGCACUGCCCAGCCCCCAAGCAUGAAUGAGCCACAGCAGCCACCUCCUUUACCACCCUCACCCAAUGCAAGCAACACCUCAACACAGAAAAGAACCAAGUCUUUGUCAAAUUCUUCCACUAGCCCAGCUGCUACUCUCACGAAGCAAAUCUUUCCAUGGAUGAAAGAAUCUCGUCAAAAUGCCAAGCAGAAAAACAACUGCACAGUUGCAGGUGACAAUUGUGAGGAUAAAAGUCCACCAGGUCCAUCUUCCAAGAGAGUCCGUACUGCCUACACCAGCGCACAACUCGUGGAACUGGAAAAGGAAUUCCAUUUUAAUCGUUACUUGUGCCGUCCUCGGAGAGUUGAAAUGGCAAAUUUAUUAAACCUGACUGAACGCCAGAUUAAAAUCUGGUUCCAGAACAGAAGAAUGAAAUAUAAAAAAGACCAAAAAUCCAAAGGGAUCAUGCAUUCUCCUGUUGGACAGUCUCCAGAGAGAAGUCCGCUUUUGAACGCGCAAAAUAAUAUUGGAUUCUCAAGUCAGCUCCCUACUGUCAACAGUCUGAGUUACGAAGCUCCUUCGCCAACAUCAUUCACCAAAUCCCAACAAAAUAUGUAUGGUUUGGCUGCAUACACUGCGCCACAUAGUAGCUGCCUACCCCAGCAAAAAAGGUACCCAGGCACAGAGUACGAUCAUCACACUCUGCAGGGCAAUGGUAGUUUUACCAAUCAUAACUUGCAGGGCAGCCCUGUAUAUGUUGGAGGGAACUUUGUUGAUUCAAUGCCAGCUUCUGGUCCCAUGUUCAACCUUAGCCAUCUUCCUCAUCCUUCAUCAGCUACUGUGGACUAUAGCUGCGCUGCUCAAAUACCAGGCAAUCAUCAUCAUGGACCUUGUGAUCCCCAUCCUACAUACACAGAUCUGACUCCUCAUCACACAUCUCAGGGAAGAAUUCAAGAAGCGCCCAAACUAACACAUCUGUAAUGGGCUAGAACGGUUUGCCAAGCGAUGUCACUUCGCUUUUUUAUUACCUCAUUUGUAUCAAAUAUUCUCCUGCUAUCAGACUGCCACAGUAUUUGUCCACCAUUCACUUUCUACCUGUUACAUUGCUUUCCUGUAUUCAUUUAAGGGUCUACACGUCGACCAUGCCUUUCGUUAAG